This is a messenger RNA of Zychaea mexicana, 669 nucleotides long. RefSeq names its product thioredoxin-like protein. Lineage: Eukaryota; Fungi; Mucoromycota; Mucoromycetes; Mucorales; Lichtheimiaceae. Gene Ontology annotation, cellular component: cytoplasm. The transcript is spliced from 3 exons. The record is from RefSeq and is a predicted model, not a curated record. Gene Ontology annotation, molecular function: oxidoreductase activity, acting on a sulfur group of donors, disulfide as acceptor; protein-disulfide reductase activity. The coding region runs from base 227 to 583 and encodes 118 amino acids.
CACACCAAAGAGCGGAGUACUUAAUAAUUCACCGGGCUCAUACAAACGCGAGAUCUCGAACUGAUUUGAAAUCAACUCUUUGACCAUGAACGCUUUCCGUACACUCGCCAGACCCGCACAACAAUCAGCCAAGAGUAAGAGAGACUCUUGUUUUACCACAAGUGGAAAUAUAGUGCGUGUAUAUGCUAUGCUAAUGGUUGCUUGCACAUAAUCAGUUUCCCAGCGCAUGUUCCAUGCUGGUCUUCCCCGCUUCACGGGCAAAACCGUCGAAGCAAGCAGCACGAGCUUUGCUGAACUUGUCAACAAGGCCGAUCACCCUGUCAUUGUCGACUUUUAUGCAAACUGGUGCGGCCCAUGCAAAAUGCUCGGCCCAUUGUUGGAAAAGUCGGUUGCCGCUAACCCCAAGGUCACUUUGGUAAAACUGGAUGUCGAUGAAGCUGUUGAGCUCGCUGCCAAAUACCAGAUUGCCGCACUGCCUACUGUGGCUGCCUUCAACAAAGGCGAAGUUGUCGAUCAAUUUGUUGGUAUGCGCAACGGCCCUCAGGUUGAGACCUUCGUCAAGAAGCAUGCCGAACUUGCUUAAACUCACACCUGUACACCCACGCACUCAAAGAACACAAAACUAGUAAUAAAGAGAAAAUAGACUUUUGAUAUUAAAAGAUAAAGCGU